GUGCAGUUCCCCUUUAAGAAUCUGCUGCAAAAAUGUGAGUCUCUUACAAGUUUUUUUUAAACUGUGUGACUGCUGAAAAGACAGGACUUAAAGGGGUGCCUUCAGAAACUCCUCAGUUAGGUAAAUCACAAUUUUGGACUACAGUGUUCUGUGUUUGCUAGCUCGGUUAAAAUGUCAAUGCAAGAAGCUGCCAAUGUGUUUAGAGUGGUCCAAGUUACUUUACACAAGAGGAGUGCGCUACUGUUUUUAAGAAAUUUAUUGCAAACAAGUUUGUCUCACAAGUUUUGAACUGACCUUUGGAGGCCAGUAUGGUGUCAUUUGAAAGGCUAUUAUUAAUCUACUUGUUAACUUACUUUCUGCAGUAAUAUGGUUCAUCUACGCUUCUUAAACUUGACUAAGCACUUACUUAUAGGUGUUUAAAGCUAGCUUACCACAUAGCUUAGCUAUUAGCAAGCCUGCUCUUGAUUUGCUCUCGUGGUGUGUAACAUGUUUUGCCUCUUCCACCAGUGAUAUUUAAUACUUGAUAUUGAUACUUAAGAUUCUAAGAAAUGCAGUUUAUUAGCCGUGCUGAAGGUGAUUAUUAUUAUUAGCUUAGGUGAGUGGCUCCACACUGUGUGUGGAGAGACAAAAACAGUGUCAGCCAGAAGGGAUCAGCAUUAAAAGGCAUUUAUUUUGAAUGAAAAUCGGUCGAUACAAAUGAGUGGCUGAUCGAUCAUAAUAAUAUAAUACCACUAACCUGCUGAUCCAGGUCCCCUGACAGCUCCGCUCCAAAGGGGGUGGUGGUCUCUUUAUUCAGGAGCUGAAAAAGGAGAGAGGUCACCAGGAUUGUCAUCACAUUGUGCUGCAAAGUCUCCACUAAAACUGAAGGACUGAGUGAGGACUUGGUCAACAGACCUCCUGGAUGGCCGUCAUGACAACGUGCUGCACGGACUCCUCCAGCGUCAUGAUGAUUUGAAUGUACUCUGGCGACAGGAAGAGGGAAACAGCACCGAGGAGUCAAACCAUUUGCUUCCGGGUCGGAGCGAGACUCAAAGAACUUGGCAGGGCCUGCGAUAUGGCAGCUCCAGUGGUCAGGUCCUCUGCUGUGCUGCAUGGUGCAGAGGUGUUGAAAGUCUGCAGCUGAGAAGUCAAACAUUCAUACAAAGUGCAGACCCUGACCCCAUGCUUGACCCGCUGCUGCUUUUAGAUGACCUGCAGCGUGAUGAGGUGAAGGGCGGCCAUGUCAAUAUUUACUCGGGCAAUUCAUGACAUGGCACUGCGGAGGAGGUCACACCGCCCAACUGUGCGUGGUUCAGUAAUGCAUUGGAGCGUUUACGAUGAUGCUGCUGCUGCACCGACUCUUACUUCCUCAAGACAUCAGCAGCUUCACCAUGCACGCCCUGCACUCCCUCACCAAGCUCAGGUCGCACCGUCUUCCUUAUCAAGGUCCAGCAGGUCAGGGUCACCUGGGGCCCCCGGCACCAGACGCAGCUUGUCUCCUGCAUCAGCCGCCACCGCCCACUCGCAGGAUGGAGCCUGCACACGUGUGUCCGUCAAGAGAAGGUGUUUGUCCGGUGUGCCUGCAGACCACCUGCUUCCCCGUGCAGACCAACUGUGGACAUUUAUUUUGUGCGCCAUGUUUGAUGGCCUAUUGGAGACACGGCACGUGGUUGGACCCAAUCAGCUGCCCUCUGUGUAGACAAAAGGUCAGCAGCUUGUGUCGUCUGUUCAACAACACCCGAUCAGACCAGCAGACCAAGGCAGUACUUGGGGACAUAACGGACUACAACAAACGCUAUUCUGGAGCGCCAAGACGGAUGAGAGACUACCUGUGUGACACGCCGCUCCUCCUGCAGCUGGUGGUCCGCCACCUGGCCACCAUCGGGGGGCUCGUCUGGCUCUUCUUCCUGCGGGUGGCGCUGUGCUGCGUGGGCGCCGUGGUCUCCAUCUCCACCUCGUCGCUAUCCUCCAGUCCCCUGAAAGCAGAGCCCUCCCUGUGCAGCCUCCUGGGGGUCUUAGAUGACCUGGUGGUGGUCAGCCUGCUGCUGCUCUGCGUCAUCAACGUCAACCAGCAGAUGGCGCCAGAGAGAGCGCACACUGCGAGCACGGGGGAAGCCGUGCCUUCAGGUUAGCGUCCUCUAGGGGAGAGAGUUACAAUUUAAACUGAUCAUUUCUCUUAUUUACAUCAUAUUGUUAUUCAUGUUUUAUG
Molecule: messenger RNA, 2188 nt
Organism: Nerophis lumbriciformis (worm pipefish)
Lineage: Eukaryota; Metazoa; Chordata; Actinopteri; Syngnathiformes; Syngnathidae
Product: E3 ubiquitin-protein ligase RNF170
Molecular function (GO): ubiquitin protein ligase activity
Source: RefSeq, a predicted model, not a curated record